Bemisia tabaci is the source of this 1744-nucleotide messenger RNA. It is a transcript of the gene Pex3, whose product is annotated as peroxisomal biogenesis factor 3. Lineage: Eukaryota; Metazoa; Arthropoda; Insecta; Hemiptera; Aleyrodidae. Gene Ontology annotation, molecular function: protein-macromolecule adaptor activity. Gene Ontology annotation, cellular component: peroxisomal membrane. Gene Ontology annotation, biological process: protein import into peroxisome membrane. The record is from RefSeq and is a predicted model, not a curated record.
GCGAGCGAUAAAGCAUUUUUUUGUUUUUGCCGUAUACGUUUCGACGGUCCUGUUUGCCAAUUAUUCUCAUUCUGAUGUUCUGUCAUGAUGACGAGACGAGCUGUCCAUUGCUCCAUUAUUUUUCGGCACUUUCGCGCUUUUAAGUAACAGAUGAAAAGUGUUUGCAAGAUUAUCUUUAUAACUUUAUUGACGGCGCAGGUGAUAUGAUAUGGGAGAGUCUCUCUUUUAACUGUUUUUUUUCCCACUGCUUUGUGACUAGUAAUGUAGGUUAACAUAAUCAGAUCUGUCGAAAUCUGGAUCUUCCAAAGGAGAUAUCUUCAGCCAAAAAUGAACACUAUGGAACUUUGAUCAAAAGGUCCAAAAAACAUUGGUGUGGAGUAGUAUUUGUUUUUUUAGAGCAGCAUGUUUAGCAGUAUAAGGAACUUUGUAUACAGGCAUAGGAAAAAAUUUAUUUUCACAGGUAUAUUUAUUGGUGGUGCGUUUGUUGCAAAUUAUUAUCUACAGAAAAAAAUCCGGGACUGGCAAGAAGCUUUGGCGAAAGAGUACAUUGAGAAAACACGCCGCAAGUUCCUCUUUGAAAACACUGAACGAACAUGUAAUCAAACUACUUUAUCUUUUGCAAUCAAGCUGCAAAAUGUUAUUACGGAGACUCUUAACACAGCAGCUGUUGUAAACUCCAUAAAAAAUGGGCAUGUUGACAAAGUGAAAGCCUGGGAAGAGCUGAAAGGACUUGUUUUUACUCAAGUGGCCCUCAUUAUUUAUGCAGAGGUUAUGCUAGCUAUUGUGGUCAGGAUUCAAGUAAAUGUUGUUGGUGCUCAAAGUUAUCAGGAAUCUGAUGAGAAUCCAGUGAUUCUUGAUGAAUUGCAAGAGAAAUAUCUGUCUCAAAGCUUGUAUUUUCUCGGAGAAGGAAUUGUAAAAUUAAGGAAAUAUAUAGAGUCAAAAGUGAAGCCAAUAAUGGACAAAGUCUCCCUCAAACAAAAGUUAUACUUGAAAGAUCUGCAAGAAUAUUUUUGGAUGAUUCAGUCAGCUUUGAGCUCUGACAAUCAGGAUCCAUUGAAAAAUAUGGCAGAUUUCAUUUUCCCUCCUCUUGUACUUGAUGAGCCAAAUCCUGUUCUCAAAAACUGGCUUCAAGAUACCAUUGACAUAUUAAAUAGUAAUGAUGUCCAGUUUUUAGCCACUUCCUGUAUUAGUCAUGGCUUCUCUGUUGUCAUGGACACAUCGUCUCAAGUUUUUCUUGAAAAAUUCAAAGAAUUGCCGGAAAAUACAAGAAUUAAGGAAAAUGGACCAUCUAGCUCUGGUUCUGCCAAUUGCCUAUUGAAUGGAGCCUCCUCAAAAUCUGUUAGCAAAAGUGAUUGUAUUAAUUUAAAUGACAUUUCAAUCCCAAUGGCGAAAGUAAUACCUAUAGUUAAUGGUCUUCUAGAGAAUUGCAAUGGACCGAAUCAUCUCAAUCCAUGGAUCAAUGUAAUUAUUUCCUCUGACAAGAUCAAUACGUUAGGAGCAAAUAUUUUUGAAGGUUUUUGUCCAUCCAGUUGAUCCUUCUAAAGAUUUAAAUGAUCUUUUUUAUCUUCUCAAUGUGGUAAAUGUUACAUUUUUUAUUUGGGGUUUAAUUAUUUAGCUGUUAUUCUUUUAUACUGUCACUCUAAAUAAAUGAGUAUUUUUUUUCCCUUGGUUUAUGCUUGCUUACAUUUAAUCUUUCACAAUCUGUCAAAAAUACUGAGAGUAAAUGAACUUACAUUCAACCAAA